This is a messenger RNA of Parnassius apollo (apollo), 816 nucleotides long. The record is from the annotation of a GenBank genome assembly. NCBI's taxonomy places the organism in Eukaryota, Metazoa, Arthropoda, Insecta, Lepidoptera, Papilionidae.
AUGAGCGAGCAGAAAGGAUCUAAAGUUAAUAAAAUACGAGAGGAUAUUAAGAGAUUCCUUGAAGAAGACGAAAACAGCUUUGUUACUGCUGGGAAAAAAGAAACUAUAAAGAAAGCUGAUUUUGAUCUAAUUAUCCUGACUGAAUGUUGGCUGUCCUGCUCUGGUCCAAUACCUUUAUUAGAAUCGUAUUCUUCUCAUGCCACGAAACAAACGUACAAUCAAAGCGACGGAAUUCUGAUCUAUAUUAAAGAUAACUUGAAAUGCACCGUUGAAGAGCCUACUUUCCAAGAAGCUAACUGCUUGAUAAUUAAAUUUGGAACACAUACAGUAGUGAUAGGGAUUUAUCGUCCAUACUGCUCUAAAAACGAUGCAACAAAAAAAUUUUCAUCCUUGAACCAACUUCUCACUGAACUAAAAUGCUUCAAAAAUAUCGUUCUAAUGGGCGAUAUUAAUAUAGAUAUCUCCCCUGGCAAUAUGAACCAGCAAGCCGAACAAUAUUUAAAUUUAACAGCAUCCCAUGGACUUCUUCCAGCUUUUACGUCGUCUACUCGAAUGUUCACAUGUAUUGAUCAUUUAUCACUCAAAAUACGUCAGCCCACUAAAUCAUUUGUUAUACUAACUUGUUUAACUGAUCAUGAAGCUGUAAGCCUUAGUCUUAAAAUCAAACAACCUAAAUGCUAUUUUAACAGAUGUAUUCGAAAAAUUGAUCACGUUGGUCUUAAGCAGUUUUUAUUAGACGCAAAUUUUGGUCAAAUAUAUGACAAUAAUAAUCCUGAAGAAUUAGCAAAUUUCUUAGUAGAAACCUUAUCAAAAUGA